Molecule: messenger RNA, 577 nt
Organism: Daphnia pulex (common water flea)
Lineage: Eukaryota; Metazoa; Arthropoda; Branchiopoda; Diplostraca; Daphniidae
Gene: mRpL14
Product: 39S ribosomal protein L14, mitochondrial-like
Exons: 3
Coding region: 65-529 (154 amino acids)
Biological process (GO): translation
Cellular component (GO): ribosome; mitochondrion
Molecular function (GO): structural constituent of ribosome
Source: RefSeq, a predicted model, not a curated record
UUUCUAGCAGAAAGAACUUGGAGAACUCAAAACAUUCGCUCAAGGAUUCUAUUUUUGGGGAAUCAUGGCUCUCCAAGUGCAAAAUUUUGCACGUAUUAUACCAUUAUCAGUUCCAUUUUGUAGGUCGUUUCAUCAAUGUCAACCAUUGAAUCAAAUUCAAUUGCUCACAAGACUUCGUGUUGUGGAUAAUAGCCCGAUUGGCAAGGAGGCCAUGCUUGAGGGUCGACCUCCGAAGUGUAUUCACGUUUACAACAAGACCGGCGUCGGAACUAUUGGAGACAAAGUUUUAGUGGCUAUCAAGGGUCAAAAGAAAAAGGCUGUUAUUAUCGGUUGUAAACAAAAGCAAAAACCAUUAAUUCCAAAGUUUGAUAGCAACAAUAUUGUUUUGAUAGAAGACAAUGGCUCACCAAUUGGAACAAGAAUUCAUGUGCCAAUGCCAUCCAUCCUACGAAAAAUUCUUAAAGAUAGGAGUGUAGCUAAAAAGAUUGAUUUCACCAAACUUUUGUCAAUAGCUACCAAAUUUGUGUAAUACCACAUCUCAUUCAUAGCAAUAAAAUAUUACAAAUAGAACAAAACC